AUGUUGAUUUUAUUCCGAAAGGAGAAUAACAAGACUACCGGAACAGUAGGCCUGAAGGUAGUCCACCAGACGUCCAGUACGAUCAGCUCGGCCAAUCUAACAUUCACAACGAAUAUCCCGGGUGUAUCGCUUCAUUAUAUAAUUGUUGAUCUGCCGGAAUACGGUGUUGUGGAGUGUCUAGAUGAAAGAGAGGGCCAGUUCGAGAUUUGCUCCGCAUUCACACAAAAUGAUAUUGACAGAUCACACGUACGUUACAAACAUUCCAGUGCAGCGCACCCACUGCUCGACUCGUUCAGCUUUCAGGUGAGUGAUAUAACUGUUACCAAACAAUCUGUCAAAACCAAACAAUCUGUCAAAGCUUGUUUGUAA
This is a messenger RNA of Gongylonema pulchrum, 369 nucleotides long. Lineage: Eukaryota; Metazoa; Nematoda; Chromadorea; Rhabditida; Gongylonematidae. The record is from the annotation of a GenBank genome assembly.